This is a messenger RNA of Pseudocercospora fijiensis CIRAD86, 1632 nucleotides long. RefSeq lists its product as uncharacterized. NCBI's taxonomy places the organism in Eukaryota, Fungi, Ascomycota, Dothideomycetes, Mycosphaerellales, Mycosphaerellaceae. Gene Ontology annotation, biological process: thymine catabolic process; L-valine catabolic process. Gene Ontology annotation, molecular function: malonate-semialdehyde dehydrogenase (acetylating, [NAD(P)+]) activity; methylmalonate-semialdehyde dehydrogenase (acylating, NAD+) activity. The transcript is spliced from 2 exons. Gene Ontology annotation, cellular component: mitochondrion. The record is from RefSeq and is a predicted model, not a curated record. The coding region runs from base 1 to 1632 and encodes 543 amino acids.
AUGCCUCAAAGCCCCAGCGCAGGCCAGACGGGCGUGCGAAGACUACACGCCACGACCCAGCACCUCGCAGCGACGACGGCAGCAGCUUCCAGCCCCGCAGAAUACCGAACUACGCACGAGAAGGUCGAAAAGCCAUUGGACACCCCGAACUUCCUUGACAACAAGUUCGUAGCUUCAAAAGCAUCGCAAUGGAUAGAUCUCCAUGACCCAGCCACAAACAACCUGGUGACCCGUGUACCACAAUCCACAGAUGAGGAGUUGAAGGCAGCGGUGGACAGUGCAGAAAAAGCAUUCCCGGCAUGGAGCAGGACAAGCUUGCUGCAUAGGCAGCAGAUCAUGUUCAAGUAUGUGGCCCUGAUCAGAGAGAACUGGGAUCGUCUCGCGGCCAGCAUUACGCUAGAGCAGGGCAAGACUUUCGCCGACGCAAGAGGAGACGUCCUUCGUGGUCUUCAGGUCGCCGAGACUGCAUGUGGAAUUACCACACAGAUGCUUGGUGAGGUGCUUGAAGUGUCGAAAGACAUGGAGACACGCACAUACCGCGAGCCACUCGGUAUCGUCGCCGCCAUCUGUCCAUUCAACUUCCCAGCCAUGAUUCCUCUCUGGACCAUCCCAAUCGCUACCAUGACCGGUAACACGGUGGUGAUCAAGCCUUCCGAGCGUGAUCCAGGUGCGACUAUGAUCCUCGCCGAGCUCGCGGAGAAGGCAGGAUUCCCACCAGGCGUGAUUAACGUCAUUCAUGGUGCGGCCAAGACUGUGGACUUCAUCAUUGACGAGCCACGAAUCAAGGCCAUCUCCUUUGUCGGCUCGAACAAGGCUGGAGAGUACAUCUUUAGCCGAGGAAGUGCUCAGGGCAAGCGUGUGCAGGCCAACUUGGGCGCGAAGAACCACGCUGCGGUCCUUCCAGACUGCAACAAAAACGCUUCGUUGAACGCCAUUGCAGGUGCCGCAUUUGGUGCUGCUGGUCAGAGAUGUAUGGCUCUCAGCACGCUUGUGCUGGUCGGCGAGACGAAGCACUGGGUUGCUGAGAUCGCCGAGCGUGCGAAGGGCCUGAGCAUGAACGGAGGCUUUGAGGAAGGCGCGGAUCUUGGUCCAGUCAUUUCUCCACAAGCCAAGAAGAGAAUUGAGGACAUCAUCGCCACUGCAGAGAAGGAAGGCGCAACCAUUGUGCUUGAUGGACGAGGCCAGAAGCCGGAGAAGUAUCCAAAUGGCAACUGGGUCGGCCCAACCAUCAUUGCCAACGUUACGAAGGACAUGACCUGCUACAAGGAGGAGAUCUUCGGUCCUGUUAUCGUCUGCCUCAAUGUCGAGACCCUUGACGAAGCGAUCGACCUCAUCAACGCGAACGAAUACGGUAACGGAACCGCGAUCUUCACAUCUUCGGGAGCCACAGCAACGAAGUUCCAGAAACAGAUCCAGGCUGGUCAAGUCGGUAUCAAUGUCCCAAUUCCGGUCCCGCUUCCAAUGUUCUCGUUCACUGGUAACAAGAAGAGUGUUGCUGGAGGUGGAGCAAACACAUUCUACGGAAAGCCAGGUCUGCAAUUCUACACACAACUCAAGACUGUGACGAGCUUGUGGAGAGCAGAGGACGCGAUUAGUCAGAAGGCUACGACGAACAUGCCGACACAGUCGUAG